This is a messenger RNA of Malania oleifera, 802 nucleotides long. RefSeq names its product membrane protein PM19L-like. The record is from RefSeq and is a predicted model, not a curated record. NCBI's taxonomy places the organism in Eukaryota, Viridiplantae, Streptophyta, Magnoliopsida, Santalales, Ximeniaceae. The transcript is spliced from 4 exons. The coding region runs from base 125 to 607 and encodes 160 amino acids.
AUAACCAUAGUUACAUAUAUAUAUUAAGCCGAUCCCUUUCCGCGGAACAGGCAUUGCACUUGCACUGAGGUAGCCCCGUUGCAGCGUCUUCAUUAAUUUGCAGCUAGCUAGCUACCACUCAAAAAUGGCAAACGGUGGGGAGCUGAAACAGGUGGCAGGCCUGCUUUUGGGCCUCAAUUUCUGCAUGUAUGUCAUUGUUCUUGGCAUAGGCGCAUGGGCAAUGAAUAGAGCUAUUGACCAUGGCUUCAUCAUCGGGCCUGGAUUUGACCUUCCCGCACAUUUCUCACCCAUAUACUUCCCCAUGGGGAACGCCGCCACCGGCUUCUUUGUCAUGUUUGCUCUGAUCGCCGGAGUCGUCGGGGCUGCCUCGGCCCUCUCCGGAAUCAACCAUCUCCGGUCGUGGACCAUCGACAGCUUGCCGGGGGCAGCAUCAGCUGCUGUCAUUGCCUGGGCUCUUACUCUCCUUGCCAUGGGUUUUGCUUGUAAAGAAAUAGAACUCCGCAUCAGGAAUUCUCGAUUGAGAACAAUGGAGGCAUUUAUAAUCAUCCUCUCAGCUACACAGCUCUUAUACAUUGCAGCCAUUCACUCAGCUUCAUCCAGGAGAUGAAACUUCCAAUUCUCGUUAAUUGUGCGGUGCUUUCACAUCCUUUUUUUCUUUUUUUUUGGGGGUGGUAUAUCUUGAAUCUUUCUAAUUAUUUGGGAUCAAUGUACAUUGAGUUGGGAGAUUGUUGUAUUAUUAGUGUGGUGGUGUGAUUGGAUUGUCUGUAUGAAAUUAAUUCCUUUGAUUUAUUCACAUUUCAAA